Biomphalaria glabrata is the source of this 2429-nucleotide messenger RNA. Its product is annotated as retinol dehydrogenase 7-like. The coding region runs from base 128 to 1054 and encodes 308 amino acids. The transcript is spliced from 5 exons. The record is from RefSeq and is a predicted model, not a curated record. Gene Ontology annotation, molecular function: oxidoreductase activity. Lineage: Eukaryota; Metazoa; Mollusca; Gastropoda; Planorbidae.
UCACACAUAGGCAGGUCAAAGUCAAAGGUCAAUAAUUUCCGUCAAUAAAACGAAUGUAAAUAUUGCAUACACAGUAACACAGCCAGCAUGAUCUAACAUAUAGAUUAGGCAUAGCAAAAUCAUAAUCAUGUUAUACGUAUUAAUAGUUUUUGCAAUAAUUACAUAUUAUGCAUUAGAUUGGUUACUCAACUUUUUUAGAAUAGCAAAGUUUCAAGGCAAAUAUGUUUUAAUAACAGGUUGUGAUUCUGGCUUUGGGCAAGCGUUAGCACUGCGUCUAGAUGCCCUUGGUUUUAAUGUAUUUGCUGGCUGUCUGACACACAAUGGAAGCUUGUUUUUAUCUGAAAAGUGCUCCAGUAACUUAUACACAUUUUUGCUGGAUGUGACUAAACCUGAGAGUAUUGAGAAUGCUUUGCAAGUCAUCAAAACAAAGUUACCUGAAAAUGAAGGACUUUGGGGUCUGGUUAAUAAUGCUGGCAUUUUAGGACCCAUGGGCUGUUUAGAAUUGUGCUCAAUAGAUGACUAUCAGAAAGUAUUCAGUGUCAAUCUGUAUGGGACCAUUGAGAUGACAAGAAAUUUUCUCCCAUUGUUAAGGAAAUCUGGAAAUGGGCGAGUUGUCAACAUGUCAAGCAUUCUGGGACGCUUUGCUUUCUCAGGUGGUCCUUAUACAAUAUCUAAACAAGGUGUGGAGUCUUAUUCUGAUACUCUGAGACGCGAAGUCUACAAACAGAAUAUCAGAGUUUCAAUUAUAGAGCCCACUGGAUUUAGAACAAAUUUAAUGCAAGAUAAAAUGGUGGAUGAGAUGCAGACAUUGUAUGAGAAUGCCACUGAAGAGGUAAAGAUUGCCCUUGGCCAAGACUUUUUAAGAAAAUAUAAAACCACAAUUUUAAAAGCUAAAGAUUCAUGCUUGCCAAAUCUAGAUCCUGUUCUAGAUGCUAUAGUACAUGCCAUCACUGCAAUAUUUCCAAGAAAUCGUUACCUAGUAGGAGUGUCUGAGUGGUAUUGUACUUUAUUUGCUUAUUUACCAGAUUGGAUAACUGAUAAAAUAUUAAAAUAGAAAUUGUAAAUAAGAACCUCAUACUUGUUACUGUAAAAUUGUUGAUUUAUAUAUUGUUGUUAUUAAAUUAUUCCAUAAUGUACAUAAUAUUCUUUAUGUAUAUAUAUAUAUAUAUAUAUAUUGAUGUUUUACUAACAAGAAUGAUUAUCAAAUUUUUAUGAGCUGUAUAGAAUAAAAGGUCAACAUCAAUAAAUAACUUUUAAGACCUAAAUGAUAAAAUUUAGAACAUAAACACCAAUUGAUCAAUUGAAAUUAACCUCUCCAACUGUGAAUCUAAUACAGUGGUUCUCAAACUUUUUUUUAUUCAGGGACCCCUUAAUAUAGUUAAAACUUGCCCACAGACCCCUAAGUGAAAAAGCUAUAUUAAUGCAUACUGUAUAAAUUACAAAUGUAAAAAAACAACAAAAUUUUUUUGAUAAAAUUAUAAAAUUAUACAAAUGUAAAAAAAACAACAACAUUUUUGUUGAUAAAAUUAUAACUUUGUUUACAAUAAAAGUUUUAAAAGUCAAUGAUUUGAAUGAGGUUAAUGAGAUUUUAUGAGUGUAUUUAUGUCCUGCAUUGUUUGUAAGUAACAACCGCUAAUCUCUUACAAUUCAUAGAAAUUCUAGUCAGUUUCUUUUUAUUUGUGAUGAGGUUCAUUACGGCAUUGAAUCCACGUUGUACCAAAUAGAAAGACAGGAAAGCAAUCAACAACUUCUACACAAUAACCCAUAAUGCAGGAUGUAAAACUGGAAUCUGUUUUUGUAACCAGAAUUUGGGGUCUCCUUAUUCAAUCAUUGGUUUAAGUUCCUCGUUUGUGGAUAUUUCAAUAAAAAGCUUCUGUACUAAUAUGGACUCAUCUGUGAUUCGAAUUAGGGUUCUAAAGGUUUCAUUACCAUAUUGGGAAUAUCAAAGUGUAGAAUGUCUUUAAAUCUUUGGUUUAGGCCGUCAUAGGCAUAGUUCUUAAUAGGCAUAUUAAACAGUAGUGAUUGGUGAGUUGAUUAUUAUUUAAGUUACCCGAUCACAUUAACUGGCUUUCAGCAAAGAGCUUAUUUUAACUGUAUACACUUUUUAUGUUUCUGUGAUCCUUAUUGUCAUCUCGUGGACCCCUGUGGCCUGUGGAUCACAGUUUGAGAACCACUGGUGUAAUAUGGCAAUGUUUUGUGGCUAGCCUUUUUUUUUUCUUAGCCAAAGUUUCUUUAAAGAAUUUUUGCAUUAAUUAAUUGUAGAUACUUUUUAUCUUGCUGUGACCCCUAUGGUCGUCUCGUGGACCCUCUGUGGCCUAUGGGUCACAGCUUGAGAACCAGUGGUCUAAUAUGAAAAUGUUUUGUGGCUAGCCUUUUUUUUCUUAGCCAAAGUUUCUUUAAAGAAUUUUUGCAUUAAUUAAUUGUAGAUA